UCGAAGAUUGGGCCUCAGCAUGAGGCUGCUCGCUGUUCUGCUACUAUCAGCGGUUUCCCCCCUCUGCGAGGGAAAGUGGACUUUGAGCGCCAUUCGGCCGGCGAGAAGGGAACCUCGGCCAAAAGAAAAGAAUCCACACUAUGAUAACUAUGACGUGUACUACUACAGACCCGAAACGAUAGCUCAUCCGCCUCCUCCUCCUCCUCCUUAUGGCUAUGGCUCUCACCAUACACCUCCGCCCUAUCACUCCCAUUGCCAGUGCAAGCCCGGACCGCCGGGCGCUCCAGGACCUCCGGGUAUUCCUGGAUUGCCAGGCGAUGAGGGACCCGCAGGAGAAAAAGGAGAUCGCGGCGACCGGGGUGAGAAAGGAGAACGGGGUAAGAGAGGCAGGCCAGGCUAUACAGGAUUUCCAGGUCCCAUUGGACCCCCAGGCCCGCCCGGGGUGCCAGGAGCCCCAGGAAAGGGUUCAGGUCAUCGACAAGGGCCAACAAUUGUAUAUUUACCGGCAAAGGAAGCCGCGAAGGGGGAGAACCCCCCACGAAAGCCCGAUAACAGUCAGCCCAUUAAAGAAACUAAUAAACCCAAGGAACCGCAACCCUCUAGGGCACAUUUGGAUAAAAUAAAAGUUAAAGUUGCCAAGCCACAGCUGACCCAAAACCACAAGAACCCGAGUCAGAAUCCAUCAAAGCCACAAGAUAAACCCGUAUCAUAA
Molecule: messenger RNA, 712 nt
Organism: Drosophila kikkawai
Lineage: Eukaryota; Metazoa; Arthropoda; Insecta; Diptera; Drosophilidae
Product: short-chain collagen C4
Biological process (GO): extracellular matrix organization
Molecular function (GO): extracellular matrix structural constituent conferring tensile strength
Source: RefSeq, a predicted model, not a curated record